AUGCCCGCUCCUAUCGCAAAGGGGAUUAUUGUGACGGUCUCCGUCCUGGUGGCAGCUGGAGUCGCUGUCUACCAGUCUCCGCAGUUCCAACAGUGGGUGACCACAUCUCGACGUAAAAUCGCCUUGGCCUUGCACAACCUGGGCGAUGAGAUUCAACCGCGUGACUCGACCUCUCCCCUUCGAGAAGAUAUAUCCAUGACGGAAGAGGUUGGAGAGGCAGCGGAAGAACGCAGACGCAUUGCCAAGGCGGAAAUAAUGCGGCGGGCCACUCUCCUGGGGUCCCGCCGAAAGAGCAAGGACUCUCAACAACACCUUGGCAGCUUCGACACUCUUGUAGACGUGGAUGGAAACCUUCGCAGUUCGAGUGGCGACCUUGAUCAGUCGGAUGCUAACCCCGCCGGUCACUCUACCGGGGUGGAUACCGGUGUUUCCCAGCCAGUUCACCGAGGAAUGAUGUCCAACGAGGCCGAUAGCCCGCGUACCGGACAAAGCCAACUCCAUCUCGAUAUACGUUCAGAGACGACAUCCAACCAUCCCUCGGAGUCUAUCAUACAGUUUACACCAACCUCCGAGGUGCCAUCCGAAUUACUAUUUGAUCCUUUCGCUGACUCCCCCGUACGAGCACAGACACCCGUGUCUGUCGCAGCAUCCAGCCACACCGAGGGCAACGACCAGGUUUACUAUGCUCACCCCGAUUUGCAAUCCAACUUUGGCCAGCCCCAAGACUUGCUUACUGAGCUUGACGACUUUAGACAGGACAACCAGUUCCAGCAUCCUGUUUCGUCCGCACCAUCGAUUGCUGGAAGCUACGGACACAUCGAUGGUAUCAAUGAUUUGUCCUCUGAUGGAACCCUGAGUGACCUGGGUGGGCACUCAGUAGGUAUCGCAACGCCCGCCAGCUGGUCUGAGGUUGGGAGUGUAGUUAGUAAUGAUGAUGCUGAACAUCAUCAUCUUCUGUAA
Molecule: messenger RNA, 960 nt
Organism: Penicillium subrubescens
Lineage: Eukaryota; Fungi; Ascomycota; Eurotiomycetes; Eurotiales; Aspergillaceae
Exons: 2
Coding region: 1-960 (319 amino acids)
Source: RefSeq, a predicted model, not a curated record